CCUCUGAUAACACAUACAUACGCACUUAUACAUAUAUACUCUUUUCCUUCGCAGUGCUCAUGGCAUUCUAACUCUUAUUCUAUUUUUUUUCACACCGUUCGUCUUCAUCCUUUAAUCAAACAUGGUCAACACAUUAACAAUAUUACUAAUUAUUCUCGUAACUCAUCUUGAUCCAGCAUGCUCGUCCAAGUAUUAUAAAAUUGAAGUAAACAACAAAUUGGAUAGUCUAGUUGCAAGUCACGAUGCACAGGUUGCUCAAACAAAAAAAGAUCAAACCUCAUUUAAUCCUAACAGUUGGUCACACAUUACAAUUGUAGGUAUUAUUUUGUUUGCGGUUGGUACAUGUAUAUGUGGAUCCUGCUGUCUCUGUUCUUAUUGUGGCUAUAAACACUUUCGCCGAUAUCGUACACUCCGCGCCGCAAAAGACCAUCAGACAAUUGAAUAUUUGAACAAAUCUGGAUUAUUAUCUAAUAUCCUAGUUUUAAACUAUCUACUGUCUACAGUUGAACAACGUACUCAUCCACCACCGCCACCACCAACCAUAACAUCAAAUGUUCAACAACAACCGCUAUCGUCAGCAGACAUUGCAUCGCGAACUGGCUAUAAGGCAAUGCCGCCGGGAGUCAUUGGCGGUAAUGUAAUGGAUGGCGGUGUGUUUAACGCUACAGCUUUAGCGGCUCAACAAGUGCCGACGUAUGACGUUUCACAAAACAUUGCUGGCUAUUGCAGGUUGAUAAUUACGGAUAGAAAAGGGAUGACUGUAUCAACACGACAUGCGGAAUUAUUAAAUGAACCGGGUGUGGAUGGAAUUAAAUAUCAAGGACUCAACUCCGCCAAUUAUCAAAUUAUUACCGCGUCCGAUGAUUUUAUCAUUCGAGGUAAUCCACAUGAAGUACUGGCACCUCUCUUCACUUAUCACGGCUUUCGUUACAUCUCGGUAUACGCUAAUUACAUUAAUAUCGAGUCAGUUGUUUGCGAGGCGAUACACAGUGAAACAACUCUGAUCGGUAACUUUACUUCUUCAUCGCUCGUACUCAAUCAGAUUCAACACAAUAUUCUGUGGUCACAAUUAAGUAAUAUUAUGUCGAUUGUGACAGAUUGUAGUCAGCGGCAGGAGCGACGAGGAUGGCUCGGCGAUGCAGCGCUGUCAGUCGAUGCAGCAUUAUUCAACUUUGAUUUGUAUGGAAUAUACGUCAAUUCUCUUCGGAAUAUUGCAGACGUUCAGCAUGAAGACGAAUCGAUACCUGAUACAGCACCAAAUUCCGUCGGCGGAUAUGUAGCAGAUCCAUCAUGGGCACAUGCUUAUCCAGAGAUUAUCUGGCGUAUCUAUCAACAUUAUAAUGAUACCGCCGUUGUAAAAUAA
This is a messenger RNA of Didymodactylos carnosus, 1363 nucleotides long. The record is from the annotation of a GenBank genome assembly. NCBI's taxonomy places the organism in Eukaryota, Metazoa, Rotifera, Eurotatoria, Philodinida, Philodinidae.